Paramecium pentaurelia is the source of this 1885-nucleotide messenger RNA. Lineage: Eukaryota; Ciliophora; Oligohymenophorea; Peniculida; Parameciidae. The record is from the annotation of a GenBank genome assembly.
UAUGCAUAGUGAUUUAAAUUUACGGUCAUUCUAUGCAGGAGAUUCUUAAAAAGAUAAUCAAUUGAUAUAAUUAUUGAUCACUUGUAUUGAAGGUAAUUAAAAUGUGAUUUACAAUUAGAAAAUUAUCAUAAUGUUGCUAUUUCAAAUUAUGUGAAAGAUUAAUAAAUAACAAAGUAAAAUGCUUCCACUUUUAAACCUUACACUGAGGAAUUCUUACUAUAGAAAUAAUAGCAAAGUCCAAACAUAUCAUAAUUCACAGGAAAAAUUAAAUAAUAUUCAAGACUCACUCUUGAAGCUAGCGAUACCAAAUUCUUAGGUUCGAUUAAAUAAGAUAAUCAAUUUUUAUAAGGUUAUGAUAUUAUUGCUAUCAAACCAAAGAGUGAAGCUGUAUUUAUUUAUCUAUGUACAACUUUAACAGUACAAUAUCAUUUUAAUAUUGUAGUAUUUUGAUGUUAUCACUUUUGAUUGUUUUGAAAAGCUUCCAUUUAUUCCAAAAGCAAAAAUAAGUUCAUAACUUUUAGAUAAAAAUGUUAUGUUUGAAAUUAACUAUGGUGAUGCAGUUUAAGAUCCUAAUAAAAGAAGAUAAUUUAUUUCAAAUGCAUAAAUUAUUAUUAAUGCAACUAAAGGUAGAAAUAUUAUCCUGUCUUCUGAUACUAAUUAUUGGCUCUAUCACAGAAGUCCUUAUGAUUUAGUAGCAUUAGGAAUGACUAUUGGUUUAAAGAAAGAUUAGGCUACUUAAGCAGUUAGUACAAAUGCUGAUAUGGUGAUUAAGCAUGGCAGUAUUAAUCUUUUAAUUUAGUUCAUAGAAAAGCUUGUAAAGGUGUUAUUUGUGAAGCUGCUUAAUAGGACAUUGAAUAUUUUGAAUCCAAGAAAAAGUAGAUCAAAGACAAAUAAUAAGAGAAAAUUAGCAAGAAAAUAAAACUAUCUUAAGAAGCUUAUGCUGUCAUUUAAAAUGAAUAAUGAUUAUUAUUUUAAGAAUGUAUUUUAUUUUUAUAAUAAUAAUUAUUAAAAUAUAAUUAUGCUGUCUGCUAUGAUACCUAAAUUUCGAUACUAUUAAAGAUUAAAAUAACAUAUGGUAAUAGAUUUGCUAUACUAAAUUAGGAAAUAAAUCAAAAUAUUAGAAAAGAAAAUGUUGAUAUUUAGAGAACAUAUCACAAAUAUUAAAAACCUUUAUGGGCUAAAAUGAAAUAAAAAGUAGAGGAUAAUAAAAAUAGAAUCUAUUUAUUUUGUGGAUUAAUAUUUCUUUGUUAAUUAAAGUUUGCUUAUGAAAGUAGAUAAUUUUAAAAGAGUCUUAGUUUAUCUUGCAAGAAUUCCUUACAGAAGAAUAUUAUUCAAAAAAUUUAAAUCCUUUUUCUUAGGAUUAGAAAGUGUCUAUCCUAAACCAAUAGUAGAAUAGGUUUUUAAUAAUGAAGUAUCAAAAUCAAAUAAUAUUUGAGUUACCAUAACAAUUAAUAUAGAAAUUUAUACAAUUUGAUGAUCAAUUACCAAUGGGAGUUACUAAGAAAUUUAUUAUACGUUGUCUUACUGAGUGUUAAGUGACCUUAACUAAGGAAUAGAAAAGAGAAUUCUAUUAAAAACAUGGUUUUUUAUAUGGAGUAAAUUUGAAUAUUAUUUUUUAGAUAUAUUCAAAAAAUAGUGGAAUCAAUUUAAAGGAACUUAACUAUUUUUUAAAGAAUCUUAAUGUAGAUUCAUUAAAGUUAAUUGAUGUAUUUGAUACAUUAAAAGAUUAGGUAAAAUUAAAUAGUUAUCAUAUAAAAAUUAUAGGAGAUUCAAUAUUAAAAUAGAGUUUUGGAGAAGAUGAAACAAAAGUAACCAUAAUAUAGUUGCAAUACACCUGAUGCAAUUACAAGGAGAAUUUAACCAUAUUUUGAUACAAUAUGAAUGU